Clunio marinus is the source of this 186-nucleotide messenger RNA. The record is from the annotation of a GenBank genome assembly. Lineage: Eukaryota; Metazoa; Arthropoda; Insecta; Diptera; Chironomidae.
AUGAAAGUUGUACAUAUUGUCGGCAAUAAGGAUAUUGCGGACUAUCCUCUAGAAUUAAAACAUUCCCAAGUCAAACAUUUAUUGAAGACGAUAGAAUCGCGAAUGCGAACGAUGUACUUGUCGAAAGAACAAUGCUUGCAAUUAGGAGAAAAAUGUCUAAAAAUAAUCAGUCAUCCAUUGAAAUGA